UCGCCGCCCUGCUAGAGUGUAUUUUGCUGCUUGCUUGCUUGCACGAGGCAUUGUCGAGUCUAUAAUCUACACACAUUUUGGAGAGAUAAUUUCACGACGCUGUGAAAGGAUCGCACAAUGGCGCGCUCUGUUGCAACUCUUCGCAACCUCAUUGCCCAGACGUCAUUGCAAAGAUACAAGUUGGCGAGUUUGAGCCCUGUGUCUGAGAGCGUGCAGAGGCAAGCUCUUGGUUUCUCCUCCAUCUUGUUCGGAGCCGGCUCUCAGCAGUUGCGUAGUGCGUCAGAACCCACGAAUUUUCAGCGGGCUACUACCAGAGCCAUGCAGAGUGGUCAAGACACAGAAGUCAAGACACAGGCGAAGGUUACAACCAAAUGUUAUUUUGAUAUUACUAUUGGCAAUAAACCUGCUGGGCGUGUUGUCUUGGGCCUUUUCGGAGAGGAUGUUCCUAUAACAGUCAAGAACUUCCAGCAACUUUGCACAGGUGAGAAGGGCUUUGGUUUCAAAGGUUCAGCUUUCCAUCGUGUCAUCAAGAACUUCAUGAUUCAGGGAGGUGACUUCGACAGGGGCAAUGGUACUGGAGGCAAGAGCAUUUAUGGAAGAACCUUCAGGGAUGAAAACUUCAAGUUGAGACAUACUGGCCCCGGAAUCUUGAGCAUGGCGAAUGCUGGUCCUCACACUAACGGAAGCCAGUUUUUCAUUUGCACUGUUGAGACUCCAUGGUUGAACAACAAGCAUGUAGUGUUCGGUCAAGUCAUAGAAGGUUUGGAUGUCGUGAGGACGAUUGAGAACCAAGACACAGAUCAUAAUGACAAGCCAAGGCAAGCAUGUGUUAUUGCUGAUUCAGGCGAGCUUUAGAUUUGUAGAUUUGCUUCAGAACCAAAAGAUGAUAUGAGUUAUCAGUCGGCCGCAUUAUUUUCGUACUAGUCACAUUGGCACUUCUCGUAUUCCGGAAUUUAGAUGAAUGUCAAGAGAGACUAUCUAACUGAACAAUAAGUAGGCUUUUUAAGUGCUGAGGUCAGAGUUAGCUAAGUUCCUUUUGUAGCCCAGUCUCAAGCAAUGUAUAAUUGUUCGGCACUUGACUAUAAUAUUAACUUUGGUUAUUGCAAUACGUUUUUGUUCUUCAA
This is a messenger RNA of Physcomitrium patens, 1124 nucleotides long. RefSeq lists its product as uncharacterized. Gene Ontology annotation, biological process: protein peptidyl-prolyl isomerization; protein folding. The record is from RefSeq and is a predicted model, not a curated record. Gene Ontology annotation, molecular function: peptidyl-prolyl cis-trans isomerase activity; cyclosporin A binding. Lineage: Eukaryota; Viridiplantae; Streptophyta; Bryopsida; Funariales; Funariaceae. Gene Ontology annotation, cellular component: cytoplasm.